Molecule: messenger RNA, 14871 nt
Organism: Anopheles gambiae (African malaria mosquito)
Lineage: Eukaryota; Metazoa; Arthropoda; Insecta; Diptera; Culicidae
Product: protein boule
Exons: 7
Coding region: 1432-1992 (186 amino acids)
Molecular function (GO): RNA binding
Source: RefSeq, a predicted model, not a curated record
CAAGCGGUGUGUGUUGGUGCCUGCUGCUUUUCUGCUGCUUGCUCUUCCGAAGAAUAGUUUCGAUUUUAGUGUGCUGAGGUAAAGAGUGAAGCAUUGACAAAAAGUGUACCCCAACAUUCUUCUGGUGCUGUUUAUUUUUUCGUUCCCAAACUGCGUGCAUUUUGUUCUACACUGUGUGGCCCCCGAACGUGCAGCGAUCCGCCGCAUCCUAGUGACCCCUGUGCUCUGUGGUGGUGUAGUAGUGUGUCAAAAUACGUGCGGUUGUGUGUAUGUGUCUGUUUGUCAGUGUCAUCAGUGCUGUGCGUGCGUGCUGAAGGGUUCGUGCAAAUCUCAAGCAAAAGCAAAAGCUCAAAACAGAAACCUCUCACCUCUUUGCUUCUCCGCGUUUCUGGGUGCGUGUUGGUGCAAUUGUGUUUCACACUGUGACCACAGAACCUCCGGAGAAACCCCCGGUGCAGAAAAAAAUAGUGACACACCGUGACAACCCUGUGCAAGAGUGUUUUAGUUGGUUGUUUGGUGCACCGUUACACUGUGCGGAUCGAAGAAGACGAACGACGCAAAGAAAAGGAGAUCGAGCGCCAACAACAACCACACACACACGAAACUACUUCCGGUUCGCUUGGCAUCGCCGAGUCCCUGUGUUUCCCUCUCGCACGGUACAUUGUGUGCCUCCUCCUUUCUGUGUGUGUGUAGAGCAUUUCGAAGAGCAGCCAGAAAGCAAGUCUAGCAAGACAAAGGUGGUGUGACAAGGUGAAACCUUCCAGGAAGUGUACCGGAAAGCACGAGAUUGUCCUGCGGAAGUUCCAGAUUCGAGCCAUAAAUCAGGGCCAACUGCUGUUGUUGGUUGGUUGGUUAAGGAGAAGGAGAGAGAAAGCACGAAAUAGUAAGGGAAGCCGUUGGAAUGAAUCAAAUUCGUCUGCUGUAAAAAUAAAAGCAGUUGUUAAGCAGUCGUGUCCCGGUGACUUGUACAACAAGAAGAGGGAAACGUUCUUCAGCAGUCCAUUUGUGGCAAAGCAAAGCCCGCCAAAAGAAGGAGUGUGCAUGUGCUGCAUUAAAACCACUGAGCACACUUAAGCUAGCCGGAGCAGCAAAAAGCCUUUCCACUACUUCCUUCGAGUAAGCUUUUAGCUCCUACAAAUAAUUAUAGAAAGCGGGAUUUAGCGACCCACACACACACACACACAUCCAUCUAAAUCAAGCGCACGCACGCACGAAUACACAAACACAUCGAGAGAACAAGGAUAAAGUGCGCCACAACCUUUCCGUCUCUUAGCUCUCGAACCCGGUUCGUUUCUGGUUGUGGGUUCGCCCAACGGCAUCCACCACCACCACCACCCCCUCCUCCCACCCCGGGCAUCAGGCUUCUUCAGCGUGCAAGGUAAAAUCCCCCCCGGCCUCACGACGGAUCCGUACCCGGCAGCACUGCACAAAAUGUCCAUACCGACCCCGGCUGGACAGCUUGACGGGGCGGCCCUGGCAGCCCCCAAGUACGGGACGCUCAUACCGAACCGGGUGUUUGUCGGUGGAAUCAGUGGCGAUACGACGGAAGCCGAGCUGUGCCGUCUAUUUUCAUCGUACGGUAACGUCAAGUCGACCAAAAUCAUCGUGGACCGGGCCGGCGUCAGCAAAGGGUACGGUUUCGUGACGUUCGAGACGGAGCACGAGGCACAGAAGCUACAGAACGAUUGUGAUUGCAUUGUGCUGCGGGACCGCAAGCUAAACAUUGCGCCGGCCAUCAAGAAGCAGACCCUGUGCGCCACGAACGGUGCCGUGUACUAUGCUGCCACCCCGCCAACGCCAGCCAUCAACAAUAUACCGAUCGAGCAGUUCGCCACAGUCUACCCGCCCGGUGUGCCAACCAUGUAUCCUCCCACGUUGCCGUAUCAACCGUUCUACCAGUACUACAGUGUGCCAAUGGUCCCCAAUGCUUUCCCCCCACAGAACGUUCCCACCAUCUGGCCUCAAAACUAUCAAGGAAUCUACCCGUGCUAAGCGACAGCUGCGGCGUGCGCGUACGUGGACGACAAUGAAGCAUAUAUAGAGUAAAGAAAUGAUAUAAGACUAUAAAGCGCGAACAGUUGACGGGUGAGAUCAAGUCUCAUCAUGCAACGGAAUACCGGUGCCGAAGUAGGAAGCGGACAGGCAGCGCAGCAGCAGCAAAAGCAGCAGCAGCAGUAGCAGCAACAACAACAGCAACGACAACAGCAGCAACAGCAGAUCGCGAACAAAACAAAUCUUAUUUAUUAUCAGUCAGUCACAUUUAUACCGACUGCGUGGAGGUUGUAGCGCAAACCAGAAUCAGAAGAAAAUUACAAUCGAUGUAUAAACAGUAUAACUAGAAUCGGCAGACGGUUAAUGGAACCAUAGGAUAGGAGAGCGUGCCAUGGAGCCGCAGUACGAUAAGCACGAACAGUGGAACUAUGGGCGGAACGCUAAAGUACUCCGCAACAAAACAACGUGUGGUCAAUCGAACGGUGAAGCAAUAACGUUACAAACGCGUCGACAAAAAUCGGUGAGCUUAUGAGUUUGUUCUUCUGUACUUAUAGCGCAGUGCGCAUGUAGGAUGGAACCGUUUGUUGUUUUGUUCCGUUUUUUUUUGUGGUAGCAGGAUACGGGCAGAUACACUUCUGGCCCCUGUCGCAGAGUAUUAUGUCGUACGAAACAAGAACGCAGCGUACUAUCAAAACCCGAAUGCGUAAUAAGCAAGGUGGCGUUAAAAGCUAGUCUUUCUACCAUGACGCGCGCUGUGUCACGCAGCGGAUACUUAGCGAGUUGCAUUCAGCAGUGUAAGGAGCGUCAAUUUAAGCGUGCGAUCUGUCGCUGGGAGGUACGUGUGUCAUAGGGUAUCUCUUGUACGAAAACAUCGCAUGCUAUAAUCCCCAUCCGGAAGGGAAAACACAAGUCAACAAUGCUGUCUUUGCCACACACACACACUCUCGCACACGUUAAUGGUCCCAACAGCCGUCGCCAAUGUCGCCGACGUUGAUGGUGUGAAUGCGGAUGAUGAUGAUGUGUGGAAAAGUUUCGAUAUCAAUUCUCCUGUACAUGGCGAACGCUGCACGUUCUUCGUCCCCCGGGUGCAAGCGAAAGAUACUGUGACACCGAAAUGACUCGUCGAUGGAGUUGUGACUAAAGAUCGAGGGAAGGAGUCGUCGAUGCGCUGUCUCAUUAUACGUUAAUAUCGUCAGGCACGUAAGACACACACACACAUGCACGAAAGCAAUGGUUUAGAGAAGAAAAAGGAUCAGGCUGUGAAGAGAAAGGAGAGAUUUCUACCGGUUAGGAUAAUAGCAGGGCCUCGUGACCGUGAGUAAGCGAAAUGCAAAGGAUGUUGAACAUCCCGCUCCUGCUCGCGCUCUAUCGUUAGCUUUCCCCAAGAGUGUGAAUACAAAAAAAAGCAACGGUAUUCGAGAAAAGGAAAACAAUAUGAUCCAACUAGAAGCCAUAGGAACAAGCAAAAAAAAGGGGCAAGGCUUUGCGCUUCCAUUUACAUCAAAAACUCAUCGCGGCACAACUCCACCGUUGGGGCGAACGAGGGAAUGUAGCGUAGCAGCAGCGCACAGACACAUAUUCCAUCACGAUUCACUGCGCUCACAUCACACCGAAUCGAAGUAAUUCAAACCGUCAGGGCAAAAAGUAACAUUCAGACACGUCAACAAAGGAGAGCAGGAAAAAAGGCAAACCAGGAGCGGCGUACAGCAUUAACAUAGAAACACACAUUUUCCUCGGCGCACAAAAGAAGGCAUCGGGUAAUAGGUAAGCAAAGGAUAAUAUGCCUCUCUAGUCAUCUAAAGAGCGCAAAAGGAAGUGAAGGUAACUCGGUGGUGUAUGUUGCUUUCUGCGUUGGGUACGGCGGAAAAGUUGUAUCCACACCAACCGGAUAUAUAUACAUUCAGGCAGGGCCAAACAGAGAGGAACGGUAGGGUGUGAUGCGCAAGUAAAACUAAAGCGAAACGAACUCGCUGUCUCGCGCUCUCUCUCUCUCUCCCUUGACACGACGGAAGCUGUACAGGUUGAAGCGCUCACCGAAAUAUAUACGCAAGCAGGCGGCAGAAAGAUAGCAAUCCCCUUUGCAUUUUCCGGCUUGUAGCUGCAAGUCGCGAGGGAAUUCGCCCGCACCGAAGAAGAAAGGGACCUCUUAUGCAUUUGUGUGAACAUUUUUUCUGGAUGUUCUGACUGUUGGGUGCAUCGUGGUAAGCCCAGAAGUAAAAUACUACCCGCAGGUCCAUCUACUUUUGGAGCGUACCUCCCACGUGGUACAUCGCUGUUCAUCUUUAGGUGUGUUGCGUGUUUGCGCUCCUUUUUUCGUGGUGUUGUGGAGAUUGUUCUAUGCCAAAAAUCAAAACAAAACAAAAACUUCUCCGGAAAUAUCUUUGGCUCUAAGGCUUUGCGUACAGCAGGGAAAUUGAACGAACUUUAGUUCCUGCGCAAAAGUGAAUAUAGAAACUUUAUGUGUUGCGCGGCCCGCGCUUACUGUUGGUAGACUUGGACGCUUUUGCAGCAGGACGAGCGUAAGAUGUGAGAAUAUACUGAGCAAGAUUCUACGCACAGGAGUGUUUGAUUGACGGAUCCUAACACCUAAGGCGAUAAUAAGAUUUACAUGAGUGAGAGUAGAAACUGCAUCAUUGCAAUAUUUGCUUUAGCUCGUACCCGGUUUUACGUGCGCCGCGCCCCCAUGUGGUCCGAAUGUGAUAUUCCGAUAACCGAGCAGAGGAAGAAGCACGCGCGAUAAUUUACAUAUACUACGUGGUGGUGGUUCCCCAUUCACCAUUGGUGGGUGUGUGAGCGUGUGUGUACGCUAGGUACGCAGCAGCCCCAGUUACUUAUAUUGUGCACCGUUGAUGUCUUACCUUGUGCCAGCGACGUGGUCAAUGAUGAUGUCUUUUUAAGCCGGUUAGAGCAAUGGCAAAGUAAUAUUAGCAGGAAGAUGGGGGGAAAAACCCAAAUGUAUCAGCUUUUAUCCGUUUUGCAUUACCUUCUUCUUGAUGUGUGUCUGUGCGUAAAAGGCACGUUAGCACAAUGUAAUAUCAAAACUACAGAGAGAUGAUUUUACCGUAACCUAUCACAAAUAGCAAUAGUCGCAGAACGACAAACUUUCACACAAAACUAAUGUGCGCUGUACGGCACCCUUUUUGUAGUAAAGAGAAACCUCCAAUAACUCAAUAACCUACCUAGCGUGUGUAGUGCAGAUUCGUAACACAAGCCCCAUUAUUAGUAUUGCAUUCAAUAAGCAGAAGAAAAAAAAAACACAAAGACGACCGAUAUGUUGUGAGCCUAAAGCGCAUAUUGUUACGUUUGGUGCUAGCAUUUUGGACGCUAUUUUGCAUGAAAAAGAAAAAUACAGCCACGCAAAAUGAGCUUCCGGCGUCACAUGCCGCGCGCAUCGGAAAGUGAUUGGCGAAAGCGAUCAUCCAUCAAGCCGACCGGACCCAUAAGGCGCCCUUUCCAUGGAGAUGCCCAUUAGGCUGUCUUGUACGUUAUUGUUCCGCCGGGCUGCCUCUCGGUGUGUGUGUGUGUAACGGGCUGGGCAACUUUUUUGUGUGAGGUUUCUUUUUAAAGCUGUUUACCUUGUGUGAGCGGGGGGAAACCCCCAGUCAAUGAUUGAUGAGACUUAUUACAUCGAAUUCGGAAACUGUCGGCGCUUGAUUUGAUAUGUGUAGCACAUAUGUACGCCCACAUACGCGGCACCAGGUGGCUGAAAUAUUAGCAAUUAAAUAGUGACACAAUUCUAACGGGGCACAGUUACUUAAAGCGCGGAAGCUGGUGGUGCCUAACGACGCCUUGCCGUAGAUGGUUUAUAGUUUCAAUUCAGGAUCUCUUAGACACCACCGGCCAACGGUGUACUAUAGCAGAGGAAGGCGUUUAGGAUGCUAAUUCCCUUUUCCCAUUCGUUAGCCCGUGCAUCUUGCCUGACGUGUAUUUUCUUGCCACCUCAGUUCGAUGAGUCGAGAUUGCCGAAAGCCCCCAAAUAGUGUUUAGCUGAACUGUACUUGUUUGCUGCUGUGUGGUGGUUGUAACGUUACAUUCGUUCCUCCCGCGCAGCAUCCUUCCUCAUCUCCCGUAGCUGCAGCAGUCGUCUUUCGUUCAGUUUCUGCUAGCCACCCCGCUGUGAGGGGGUAUGGUAUGAGUUGAAGCUUUUUUUGAUGUCGAAUUGCCGUAGUGAUUCUGCCCGAUUUUGACGCCAAAUCGGAAGGAAGGAGAUAAGCGAAGGAUUAGCCUGUUGCCAGAGCUUAGGUGCAGCUGUGGUAAUGUGUGCGUGUGUGCAGCAACCGGUGGCGCAAUAUUUCUGCCGUCUGGACGCGGCGGACCUACUUAAGUAAGACAAAUAACACUCUCAAGCAAAGCAAUUGUAGCGAAUUAUAGCGGUAAGGUGCGCGUAGCAAAUGGGUCUGGAAGACUACCGGGCUACCUCGGGUGAGCGAAGAUGCGGUAAAAAGGGUGAGGUGAGGGGUCACACCUCACACCAAAUAGUGCUUGUGUGUUUAAUGAUUCUCUGCUGCCAUGCCACACGCUGAUAAUCAGGUUUCAUCAGUUUAAAAUCAGUUUAGUUUAGUUUAGUCACUUUGUUAUCGAUGGUUGCGAUCGAACCUCCCCUCCCGACGACCCCCCCCCCUUCGUUGAAUAAUCAUUAAAGCGCGGUGCAUUGUAGCACCAUUUGUUAACUCGUUUGUCCCAAAGACAAUGUUGAAAAUCGAUUGCGAAUUAAGGUCGCGUUAGUGCGAACGUUAUAUUUGCGCCAAUGACAAAUCGUUAUCUCCUGCUGCUAAGUGUUUUCUGUUUUAGUUGUUGUGGCGGUGAAUAUUUUGUUGUUUUUCUGUUUUUUCUGUUUUUCUUCCUCGUCCUUGCUUUGAUUUCACCCAUCAGAGUGUGCGAAUGACAUCGAACCGCCGUGGUGUACACCACGUGGUGAAAGGUAUGCAAAGCACACUCGCACAAGCAAUUGUUGAGCAUUUUUUUAGUUUCCACGCUAAUGAAACAUUGCUAUUUUUUGUGUGGGUUGUGGGGUAAAAGUGUGGUAAUUGUUCAGCUGGGAAAGCAAAACAUCAGCACAAGAUGUAAGCAAUGUUCGGAUCACAACAACUACAUUGCGAUAAUGAGACUGCGUCAAACGUGGUAAAAAAAAAUAGCACGAAAGACACAAUGCGGAGUUGGUAAAUGUAACAAACAACAAAAAAGAGAAGAACACAAGCGAAACAGGCGGCAAAGUUAUGCGGCGAGCGCAGAUAACUCUUUAUUAUUUUAAGAGCAAAACCUAAACGGGAAAUAAAUCUAUUAAAAAGAGGAUAAGAGUGCAUAGAGGGAAUGAAGCAACUGGAAAAGCAAACAUAACCUAACAAUCUAGUAAAUAAAAAACAUACUGUAGCGAACAGAUAUAACAACACAAUCUAAACUCUUAGCGGUAGGACACACAAAGAAAUUGCAACACAUUAGAGCAAACUUUCAGCGAGAGAAGAAGAAAAAAACGGAUACGAGACAAAUAAAAAUACAAAUAGAAAUGCAAUAUAAGCAGCAGUAAAACAAAUUUAAUUACAUCCUUAACAAUCUCGUUAAUUGGCGAAGGUGAAAAGGAAAAGUUCUUUCACAAUUACUAGAGACAGAAAGAACAUAGUGCUCUAACCAAAUGGCGUCUAAACAUCAAUAGUAGAAACAAAAAAUGGCAAAAAGGUUGCGAGAAAAUGGAUGAAACAAAUAUUAAAGCGUACCGAUAGCACACAACAUCACAUCGAAAAAAAAAAAAAAGUAGCCAACAAAAAAACCGUAGCAAAACCAAAACAAAUCACCUUAAUAGAAGAGCAUGAUGCAAAUGAUGCAAACAGAUUGCAAAAAAAACCGCGUAACGUCAACGCCAUCAUGCAAGCAGCAGAUGGAGCCAUUCCCCGCCUGAUGCAAGCACAUCCACCAUAGUGUGUUUGACACCAUGUGAUUGAGCUGGAUGUGAUCACAACUACACGGACAGAACAAAGUCGAUUGAAACAGCUAACGUACACUAAAUGAAACUAAUAAACCAUGAAACCACCUCCAUCAAUCGCACACAGUACAGAUCACGUCAAAAUUCCAUACACACACACACUCAGUACAGUACAUAAAAAUGCCACACAAAAGGCGUGUGCGUGGUGCACAGUUGAGAAAAUGUAUAUCAAAGGUUUCAAAACAUGCAAAAGUGCGCGAAAUGUUUUGAUAUGAAAUUUAUUGUUAUUGUUGACACAGAGCAAAGGUGUGUUGUGUGUGUAUGUGUGGGUGUGUAUGUGUGUUGAUGUGGUAGAGAAAGGGUUAGAGAAAUGCUAGAUAAACCUGAAGAAUUCAGAAGAAUAAAAGCCCAACCUAGAUUCCGAUGGGAAAGAUGAUCUCCAACACAUCACAUAAAGCAUAAGGACAGGAAAAGCAAAGAUCUUGACUGCAGGAAAGGAUGGUCGGUUAUAAUUAAUUGUUGAACUAAGAUCGCUCAAUAUCGCCACACACACACACGCGCGCGCGCACAGGCACACACUCACACGGACACUCUUGGAGGUUGUUGAUUAGUGCAUUGUUAGGAAGAAGCGGUUCGUGUGUUAUUAUUUCUUUUUUAAAAAAAAGGUGAAACGAAACGUACUCAAACACACAUGAAUUGCAAAAAGGAUCUCGCCGCAAUUCUUGGCAAGCGAUUCGCGAUAAUAGGGGUUGGAAAACAGAGUAAUGAAGAAAAUGGGUGCGCUCAGCAAGAGAGAGAAAACAAACAACAACAACGCAAACAAUGCAAAACGAUUGGAAAAUCCAAAAGUAAUAUUUGUGAUAUAUUUGCCAAAACCAAAUGCAAAACAAAACUGAUAAAAGAAAGCAGCACAGCAAAAGAAGUAAUAAUUGUUUAGUGAACGUGCUCCUCCUAUACCCGGCAAACGAAAACCCCGCCCGGGCGGUAUUGUUGUCAACUAGGUUAGGUUUGUUGAAAAGGCCCCUUUUUGCUGUGUGCAACAUUUUGUGGAUACUCUUUUCUUUGUUCCGUUUUUGUUGUUGUUAUUUUUUUGGAUAACAAAAUACGAUGGGAAAUGAAAUUCUUUUCCCACUACGAUUCAUGCUCUCUUUGUCUAGUACAUAUUGGCAAAUCAGAUGGCUUCCAUUAGAGACACACGGUGAUCGUUUGUAACUGAAGUGUUAGGGACAUCCUUUUUUUCGACAAAUAUGAUCAUCAAAGUUCAAGGAUCGUCAGAACCUCUGAUCAAACUCUCUCUCAUUCAUUCGUCAUUUUAAUGCACGCUUUAGUGGCAAACGAGUUUGGCAAUUUGAAGAGAGCUAUCGGUAGAAGUAUCUGUGCUUUGUUUGCAGCUUAUUCAUGGCUAUGGGAAACUGUUCGAAAUUGAACAUGAUAUAGCAAACAGUUUGUGUACUUUAAUUGCACCUUAACAUUACAUAUGUUGGCCAUCAUCAUGUAUCAUCUGUUUGCGCGCUUAGCAGUAAAUUGCUUGGUUCCUAAUUUGUUGCUUAUUUGCUUAUUGUCAUACAUUCAUAAAGUCAGCGAUUUAACGGGUUCGUUUGGUUAAGCAAAUUGCAAUCGUUACCAGGAUUAAAACGUCUCUGCUUACUUACUGUUUGAUGCGAACGCUUCUUCUCUCUUGCCAAUCGUAUCACCACGAACACACAUCGGACGAACUGCUGUUGCUUCAUCUCAUUUCACCAAUGAUCAGUGACGAUAGAGGGAGUAGUAGAAGAAAAACAGAGAACGAAAAAAGAAGCAACCCCAUACAGAAACGUAUAAAAUCAUCCAUGUUAUAGUAGAUCAUCCAUCAGCUACAAUGCAUGGUCGUUGUUUGUGAGCCGAUUCUAGCCGGUAGACGAAAAGAUAUAACUCUUAAUUGCCCUAAAUCUAAUCUAGUGGAUCGCUGAUGGUGGCGGUUGGCGGAACGAAAAAGGACAUUUUAAAACGAAUAUAUAUAAUGUGCUCUAGUACGAAAACCUAAACAUGUAAGAAACCUAAGUAAACAAAUAAACAAAAGAAGAAGAAGAAACUACACACAUACACAUUAAUAAUAUUAUCUCUAUUGAGAUAUAAAAGCAUACAUUAUUUAUUUAAAAACAAAACGGCUAGCGGUAGAUCAACGGCGCGGACAAAAGGAAGGAAGAGAUAAAGAAUAGCAGAGCGAACAAAACAAGAAGAAAAAAAAAACAUGACGAGAAAACAAGAAAAAAGAGACAAUGUGCACGCGCAGAGAUGACAUAAUAUUGAAAUGGAAAAUCUAGCCAGACGAGAACGUGAAAAGAAUGAACUAAAGUCUAAUUUAUUUAUAUAUAAUAUACUAUAUACAGAUAAACGUAAGCAAUAAAAAAACAAAAGUAGAGAAACUGAUAAGUCAACCCGACAAUGGCAAAGUAAAACUGGAAACGAAAUUUAAACCAUAAAUUAGUCGAAACGGUGUGAAGCAUGGCAAGCGUAAAACAGAACAGAACAGAAAAAUAACACAGAAAAAACGUGUGAGAUGCAUUAUAAAAAGAGUAUAAUAAUCGAUAUAUACCAACACUUAUAUAUAUAUAUACAUUAAAUAUAUACAAAGUAAACGAACCCUAGGGUGUAAGGUACUAGUGAACAACACAAAGAAAACACAAAAUGAAAGCACAUUUUAUUCCCCAUCAUUGGGGGGAGAGAAAAAAAAACUCAUUCAUUACGUCAAUCUCCAUACCUCCUCAUACGGACACAUUUCACAUCACAUGAAAACACUCUUAACCAAACCACUCCCUUAGAUGGUUAGAAAUGUAAGGAAAGACACUGGAGAAAGUAAAAGAAUUAACAACUGAAAAUGCAUAAAACUCACUCAAUCUUACCAUACAACUGACACAGACAGAGGCAGAGAGAGAGAGAGACACGUUAUCUAAUACAUCAUGUAUCGGCAGGAUGCCAACGGAAACGAUGAUAUUUUUUAAAAAUAUUAUACCUAUACACAUGCCGCAAUGGAGAAGAGAGCAAGGAAGCAGAUAUUGUAACGACAAAUGAAUUGGUUUGGUUAGGAAAGGCCAACGGUUAGACAAUGAUAUGAGUGUUUGUAUGUAUAUGUGUGUGUGUGUGUAAGAGAAUGUGCACCGAUGGAACAACACCACCGUAGUGGAACGUCGGUAGAAACCCACACACACACGCAUUAUUGAAUAGUAAAAUUGGAAAGACGGUAGGGAUUGGGAUGCCAAUGGCUAUGAUGAAGUGAGAGUAAUAAAAUAAUUAGGAAAAUGAAAUAAUUUAUACAAUAAACAACCCGAUAGCAACGCGGUGAAACAUUUGGAGUGAAAUCUAAAACAGUAGAAAUUGAAGGAAAUAAAAAGAAGGAGAAAAAAAACAUAUAUGAUAUAUACAAAAUAACGAAUAGUAAGAAAAAAAGAGAAGAAACAAAAACGAAAAAAUAAAAAAAAUAAACACACACACACACAACCUUUAACAAACUCUCUUGUAGAUGGUGCAAAAGUAAUGCAAACAAAACAGACAGCCACACACCAUUCUCUUAUACAGAACAUAAACACACGCAUAUAGUAAUGUAAUACAGAAGAACCCUAAAAACACAAACACAAACAUAAUGAAGAAACAACCUAACGGAUGAAAUAUAUUCAAACUGUCGGUGAUAUUUUUAGAUUAUAGAUAAUACGAAAGAAAGAGAAGAGAGUCUGUCAAAGGCAACAAAGACGGGCACGGUAAUAGUGGAUGGGAGUGAGCAAAAGUGAACCAGUAUAACACAUAAUAAUAUUAAAGUAAUUGAUAGCAAGUAAUAAAUAAAUGAAAAUGAAAAGGUGAAUAAGCAAAUGAAACGAAUGAAACAAGAAAAAGAAAACCCCUCCUCCUACUAAUUAUACAACACAAACACAGAUGCACACACUUACACAAAAAAAAAACACAUGGAAGGAAAAAUUGUGAAAUGAAUAAUUGAAAAGGAAGUGAAGUGGAAUCGAAGAAGACGAAAAUAGUUGCAAAAAAACAUCUAAACAAGUUGUUUUUUCUUUUUCUGAUUGCUUCGAGAAAAUCAGCGAAAACAAAGGCAUAUAACUGUUCCCAUCGUUUGAACUGGGAGACGUGUUUCCCUUUUGAUUGGUUUGGCAACAUAAAUACGCAAACAGGGCAGUACUAAUCUGAGGUGCUACUAUUGUACGGUAUACAAUAUUGUUCAGCUUUGGUUUGCAGCUCCUUUCGUAAAACAACUCGAACGUCGUUAUUGUUUUCUCUUCUAUUUUUCUAUUCCUUUUGUUUUUUAUCUCUUUUAAUCAGUCGUGAGAAUGGUGGUAGUGAUGGAGUUUAUUACUUCCAUUUUUUGUUCAUCUGCUGUGUUACUUAUCGCAAACUGUGGUCGCUUCAAAACGUUCAGUUUAAUUUAUUGCAUGUGCAUGUGGUUUCUAUUUUGUGUACUUUCAUUUUAAUCACCCAAAAAAUAAGAGCGAGCUCAGCUCAGCAAAUUUUAUCAACCAAUGGACAAUAAUGAAGGGCAAAAGUAAAGGAAGGAAUCGAGGGAAAAACUGAAAAUCGUGCAUCGAAAACUGGUGGUUAGACACACUUAGACACUUGGACACUAUAAUUCGGGGAAAAAACGGAUCUAAAACGGUCUUCUAAAAAGCAAUUCGAUACGGAAUAGUUUUAUUUUUUUAGGUAUAUCGAAUGUUUAGGAGGGAACUAGGUUUUACACCAAAUGCAGCUACAUUAAACACAUACACACACAGAAAUGCAAACACAUACACAUAGUUCGUUAAACAAAAAUAGACAAAUCUACUCGCGCACACACAUACAAACAAACACAAACUUAAGUGAAACAAUUAUACACAUUUAUAGGAAUCUACUAUAUGUACGUAUACAAGAAAGUAGAGCAAAUAAGAAAAGAGAACAAACAACAACACAGCGAGAAAGAAAGAAAGAACAUGAAAACAUUGUACUACUGAUGAAAAUAAUGUUGCGGGUCGCGAAGCAUGCUAUUCUUCUUCCAUCAUGACCCCAUCAUGCAUUUGCCAAUUGUGCAGGCAUUAUUUCACAUCGAUGUUGGUUUCUUGUUUGUUUUUUUCUGUUUGUAUCUAUGUUCCCGCAAGACGAACUACAUGUAGCUCAAAUUGUUGCUAUUAUUCUGGGAAAAUUGGAAAUUAGAAUGUGGGACAAUACAACAUUGCGAUGCCAAAUUUCGUUCGAAACGCGCGAACGUUAUCUUAGCGUUGAGCGGUUAAGUGAAAGGAGUUACGGGGAAAUGGGAAAAUGUUUAACAACAGUUGUAUUAUAGACGACAUUUGUGAAGUAAAAUGGGUAAAACAACCAUCGAUAAGAGAGAAAGUAAGGAUGUUGGAAAUAGCAAAAUUUGAAAGCAAGUGCAAGAAAGAGGGUUUUAUUUUCAUGUAGAACAAUUGAAUGAGGAAUAUUAUUAUUGAUAGGGCAACACAUACACAUUGACAUACAUACACACACACACGCACACAGACACGCAGGUGUAACUAUGGUUUUGUAACAGGAGCGAUAAGGGAGCUAAUAAUUUAUUAUAAUACCACCUUACUAAGUCGUCCCAUUACUAACUCGUACGUUAAACUUUGCGAGCUUACUGCCCGAGACGACUGAUAAGAGUACUGAUGACUUGAAGAAAUGAAAAAAAGAACAAGAACAACGCCCAAUAUCUGAAGAAGGAAAACAAAAUACUGGUUAUUAUUAUGUUUAAAUCUAUAACAAUUCGUUUUAGUCCGAAAUUUGUAUUGUUCACUUACGUGCUUUAUUGUUUUGUAAUAGUGUUUCCUGUUGUUUUCCAGUUUAUGUUUUUUGUGUGAUUUGGUUUUCAUGUUCACUGGUAUGUUGUUAUACAUUUGUUUGUUUUUAUUUCCGGUUUAUUUCUCUAAUGUUUUUCUUUUUCUUUUUAGAUGUGAAAAGAAGUGGAACAGAAGAAGGAUACACAAAAUACAAAACAUAAAUACACACACACACGCACACUAAGUCAAUCGAAAAGCAAUCCAAACUCCUCAUCCUCCAUUGUAUCUCUAUUAUUGUAGCUCUGCGUAAGGUACGCUACUAAGGAAUGUGAAUCGACAAGGCCAACGAUUCGAUGGUGCGCAUGGUAUAAUCGAACGGCUGAUGUUUCACUGUGUGUUCAACUUUCAAGGUGAAAAGUUAUGCCUAUGCAUUAGAAAGACAGAAACGUACAUUGCAAUAGCAGAAACCGGAUCGUAGAGGCUGCAUAUAAACUAAGCACGAUCGAAAAAUGGUGCAUUUAAAGGCGUAUCCCGCACCGCACAUCCUUCCCUUACUUUCGGAAUAGUUGAAGUGAAGAGCAGAAACACAUAAAGUACAUAUGGUUGUGUCAAAAACAUGAAACUACUCACAAAAAGGAUGAAACGCGAAAAACCGCUACAGCCGUGUAUGUGUGGUAGCUGCACGUAUUAUCGUAACAUCGAAAGAUCACUUUCAUCCUAUAAUCAAACAUCAAACUGGAUUGUAGAGCAGUCCAUUUUUUCGACUGGUUUUGUAACAGCUGCAUAACUAAACGAUACUGAUUUCAUGUGGCAUUAAAAAGAACAGGAGCAGUCAUAUCAGUUUGAGUGUAUGCAAAAUGAAAAAACGAAUAAUUAGUUUAAUGAGUGCGUUAUCUUUCAACGCUGUUGUUUACCAAGGCCAAGAUUUGAAAGAGAUUUGGUUUAAUCCGGGAAAACAUCACACACACACACAGGCAUGUUUAUUGUAUUGUGUUGGAUUAAUUUAGAUCCUUCGUUUCGUGUUUUCCAUAGCAAAGCAUUACCAUUCACUGCGCCACUAAAGCAAUACCUUGAAAACUACAUCCAAUGUGCUGUUUUACAUCCAUAUUUAUAUAUAUACACAAGAAAAUACAUUAAGAAGAUCAAGCCUUCCAUACCUGUUGGCCAUGUAGCAAAAGAAAAGUCGAACGAAUAAAAAAAUGCGAGAAGGAGAGAGAG